This is a messenger RNA of Dermatophagoides pteronyssinus (European house dust mite), 1268 nucleotides long. RefSeq lists its product as uncharacterized. Lineage: Eukaryota; Metazoa; Arthropoda; Arachnida; Sarcoptiformes; Pyroglyphidae. The record is from RefSeq and is a predicted model, not a curated record.
CAUGAUUUGGUUGUUAGCGAUGUAAUUUAAAAGCCAUUCAUACUUGUGAUCUUCGUUGCAUUUGUUAAUUGAUUGUUUACAUUUUUGAAUUUAAAACUAUUCAUCAUUCAUAUCGAUCCCAUUUUCUUUCAAUAAACUGUAUGAAUAUGGAUCAAAAUGAUCUUGUAAGUAGAGUUCGAGCCCGUAGGCUAAUGAUUGCCGAUGUAGGUAAAAUGACCAGCGGUAUUUCACCUGACAUCGAUACAAAUGAACCUCCUAAAUGGUUUGAUCAAUCAGCAUUUUUACAUGCACAAAAACUUUUCAAAACUUAUGGUGCUAUCAUUCGUAUAAGCCAAUUUUACGGUCUUCUAUUAGUAUUACAUGAUCCAUAUGGUGCAAUACCUUUAUUAUGUACAGGUAAUUCUCGUACAGUGUCCAAAUUAUUUCGUCGCUAUCUUUCGACUAUAAUACGCGUAAAUGAUUGGUUCAAUGAUGAUCCAUUUAAUGUGGAAAGUAAUAGUUAUGGACAAUUACGAAAAGUUCGACGAAUGCAUGAGGCUGUUGCCAAAAAAAUGAACCAAAAUAGUCAUUUCGUUGAAAACGGAAAGCAAAGACUAUGGAUCCCACAAUAUGGAAUGUGUAUAGCACAAUUCUCUUUUGUUGGAUUUAUGACCAUAUUUCCUAAAAAGCUAGGAUUUCAUAAUUUUUCCAAAGAAGACUUUCAUGCGAUGUUUCAUUUUUGGCGCGUAAUUGGCUAUUGUUUGGGUAUCGAAGAUCGUUUCAAUCUUUGUGAUGGUACUGAUGAAGAAACAAUUGAAUUAUGUCGUCAAAUUUAUUUUGAACAAUGGCUACCCAAUAUUAAAUCUCAUCCAUAUGUCGAAGGACUUAAUAUGAGUCGUGGAAUUUGCUUGGCUAUGUCUGAAAUCGAUUCUUUAUUAAACUUCAAUUUGUUGAUGCAUUUCGGUGCACCAUUUUUACAAUUUAAUGCCGAUGAUUAUCCAUUGACCUUGCAAGAAAAAUUAUUGCUUUUAAAUAUGAAAUCUUUCUUUAAUUUUGGCUCAAAAUCCACAUUGAUCAAUUGGACAGCGACUAAAUAUUCUCAGCUUUCAAUCGAUUAUGCUAUAUAUAAUCGUAAUAAAAUUGAAAGCCGAUUGCAACAAAAAUACCCUGAUUUGAAAUACGAAAGUUCUGCCGAUAUAUGUCCAUUUAAUGUUAAUAUUGAUUAUUCAGAUGCUUUUUGAAUUACGCUCAAAAACUAAUUAAAUAAAUUUUUGUUUUGUUUUUUUCAA